GUUUCCGCACACACAAACCACAACCAACAACAAAACUGACAAGGCAAGCAAGCAAAAGCAAGCAAGCAAGCAAGCAAGACGAUGGAGAGCGAGCAGGAGGCGAGGGUGGCACAGGCGUUUGCCCGGAUCGCAGCGGCGUUUGGCCUGCCACCUGCUGUGAAGGAUGGAGACUUCGAUGCGCUGGUCAGUGCACUGGAGCAGCGUGUGAACACACAACUUGGCGAGGAGGACCCGCCAUCGAACAGCAAAGGCACCACCGCCGCCACAGCAACCACAGAGGCAGCAACAGCAACACGGGAACAAGCAGAGACGCAGCAGGUGCAGCGUGUUCAUGCCAGCUCAGCACAGGCAAAGGCAACGAGUGAACCCGCAGUGGAACCGGCAGCACCAGCAACCGUCAAGAGCGAGGACAUUCAAGUGGAUGUGACGCCCACACAAGCUGCAUCGCAGCCAUCAUCACAGCACCACCAGCAGCAGAAGGAGCCACAAGCACCAGCAGCGCCUGCGGUUGCCAAGACCAACAAGUGCUGCUGCACCUUGCUAUGAUUGCUACUGCACCUUGCUUUGAUUGCUCAACUUCACAUCGCCAACAACACCGUCGCUGGCACCAUCAGCGCCAAAACUUUCCUUCAACUUUGAUCUCGACUCUGUAGCCCCUCUCUGCUUUGUCUUAGACGCCGUGAUGUCUCUUGUUCUUCUGUUGUUACACACUGAACACGGUUGAGCUGUUGCUGUCUUUCACACCUCCAUUUGAAGGCGUGUGCCAAUCAAUGUCUUCUCUGCAACGCGCCCACGCCCUUCCUUCGCCAUUGACUUGGUAUUGGCUACGAUCACUCCAGUUGGCACCGCAAGUGCACCAUCAUUGUAACGUAUCACGCAUA
Messenger RNA from Salpingoeca rosetta, 881 nucleotides. RefSeq lists its product as uncharacterized. The record is from RefSeq and is a predicted model, not a curated record. Lineage: Eukaryota; Choanoflagellata; Craspedida; Salpingoecidae. The transcript has a single exon. The coding region runs from base 82 to 546 and encodes 154 amino acids.